GAUCCAUGUGGUGGACUUGCGCACAUGGACUGGAAUCUUUGGGUUGAUUCAAAGCCUUUGAUAAGGAAUCCCUGAUUGGUCCAGAGUGGUGAUUAGGAAGUGUUGACCUCUGACCUCCAGCCACGGAGGUGUGCCAUGUGUUUCCCCUCAAAGCUGUCACCAUGGGAUCAUCCACACUGGGAAAGGCAGCAACUCUUGAUGCUCUCUUGGAGGAAUGCAUCCAUGCCUUCGAUGACAAUGGGGAUCUACAGAGCAAUCUGCUUCCCCGCAGCCUGCUUCUGAUGCACCGCUGGUACGUCACAUCGACUGAACUCGCUGGGAAACUGCUGAUGAUUUACCGUGAUUGCCAAGGUGACAACUGUCAAAGAACCAGGCUGAAGAUUUGUUAUCUAAUGAGGUACUGGAUAGUUACAUUCCCAGCAGAGUUCAAUCUUGACUUGGGUCUUAUCCGGAUGACACAGGAGUUUAGAGAUGUGGCUGCAGAGCUUGGCUGUGAGGAGCAUUUCAAGCUCAUCGACAUCUCCACCAUUCCGUCAUAUGACUGGAUGCGCAAGUUGACUCAGAGGAAGAAGCAGGCUAAGAAAGGCAAGGCCUCUCUGCUGUUUGACCACCUGGAGCCCAUGGAGCUGGCAGAGCACCUCACCUUCCUGGAGUUCAAGUCCAUCAGGAGGAUAUCAUUCACUGACUACCAGAGCUAUGUGAUCCACGGCUGCCUGGUAGACAACCCUACUCUGGAACGAUCCAUUGCCCUGUUCAACGGAGUUUCCCAGUGGGUCCAGCUUAUGGUGCUCAGCAAGCUGACGCCUCAGCACCGGGCAGAGGUCAUCACCAAAUACAUCAACGUAGCCCAGAAACUUCUCCAGCUGCAGAACUUCAACACUCUGAUGGCAGUGGUGGGGGGGCUGAGCCAUAGCUCUAUAUCGCGACUGAAGGAGACACAUUCCCAUCUGGCCCCUGAGGUUACAAAGAUCUGGAACGAGAUGACAGAGCUAGUCUCCUCCAACAGCAACUACUGCGGCUACCGCAAAGCCUUCAGCGAGUGCCAGGGAUUUAAAAUCCCCAUCCUGGGCGUGCACCUCAAGGACUUGAUAGCGGUGCAUGUGGUCUUCCCUGACUGGGUGGAAGAUGGCAGCAAGGUGAACCUGGUGAAGAUGCAGCAGCUCUACAUGACCUUCAAUGAGCUGGUGUCACUGCAAAGCGCCGUCGCCCAGGUGGAGCCCAACAUGGACCUCAUCUACCUGUUAACACUUUCUUUAGACCUUUAUUACACAGAAGAUGAGAUUUAUGAGCUGUCAUUGCUAAGGGAACCACGUAAUCCCAAAUCACUGCCUACCUCACCAACGACUCCCAACAAGCCACUGGCCCCACUAGACUGGGCAUCAGGUGUCACCACCAAACCAGACCCCUCCGUGGUCAAUAAGCACAUCAGAAAAGUGGUGGAUUCUGUGUUCAGGAAUUAUGACCAUGAUCGUGAUGGCUAUAUUUCUCAAGAGGACUUUGAGAGCAUUGCUGCCAACUUUCCCUUCUUGGACUCCUUCUGCGUUUUGGACAAAGACCAAGAUGGAUUGAUCAGUAAAGAUGAGAUGAUAGCAUAUUUCCUGCGUGCCAACCCACUCCUCCAGUGUAAGAUGGGCCCGGGGUUCAUCCAUAACUUCCAAGAGAUGACAUACCUGAAGCCAACCUUCUGCGAACAUUGUGCUGGAUUUCUCUGGGGAAUCAUCAAACAGGGCUUCAAGUGCAAAGACUGUGGUGUGAACUGCCAUAAACAGUGCCGGGAGCUGCUGGUGCUGGCAUGUAGGAAGCUUCUCCGCUCCACCUCUUUAGGAAGUGUUUCUACUGCCCAGCUGACCCACAGCUCACUGCCCAGCAGUCCAGCAAUGCCCACAUGUAAAGAUGAGGAUGAGGUAUUUGAGUUCCCAGCAGUGACGUCAGCAGCUUCAACUCAGGACAGUCAGUCCAUCACCCUGAUGACUGGCUCAGCCCAGCGGAUCUCUGUGCGCUUGCAGAGAGCCACCACCAGCCAGGCCACCCAGACAGAGCCCCUGUGGCCUGAACACACCUGGGGGGCCAGGGACGGCGGCUCUCACACCUUCCCCAAGAUGAGGUACCGGACCCACCGGAAGACAUCUAAGAAUAAAGGCUUUUCCCACUGGGAAAACCAUGACACUGGGCAGUACCAGGGGGUGUCAUCCCAAGUUAGGACAGACUCCCAGGAAAGGCCGGAGGUCCAAGAAGAGGUGGUACAGAAUGGGAUUGCAACACACAAAGGGAAGGACAGCUGACUUAAUAAGCACGACACCCAGGGAUCUGGAAUGCCCCCAGCAGCUCCAACCAGAAAGCGAUCCUCACUGGGUGAGGUGCUCAGCUGCCUGAGGCCCCCUUUUGGUGACCUAGAGUAGCACAGCCUGCCCUCUCUAGAUGUAGAUGUGGACAAAGCUCAGAUUAGCUACAUGUGGACAAUGUAGCUGCAUAGAGAAACACAUGUGAUCUCUGGAGAGGUAUCUGAGGUCAAGGAUAGGACAUCGGUGGAAAAUGGAAUACAUCAAGUGGCAUCUCCAUCCUUGCCAGCCCUGGAGUGUCUCUCUCUGAGGAUCACUGUAGAUCACUACGAGGUGACUCUGGCUAGUUUUUGUUCCAGGGUAUAUUCAUAUUUAAGGAAGUGAAAAGUUUUUAAGAAAGUGUCUGUGAGGGUGUGAGCAUGUCUGUUAGCAGUUUGUGAACUAUGAACUGUGUGUUGGUUGACACCUGCUCUACUGUUGAUACUUAAGGAGAAUCAGGUUCAUGGGUACUUAUUAUCAGGACCGGGUCAUAAUGUGGGUGAGAUGGGAUACUUUUUUUCUCCUGCCCAAACACAAUGGUUAGCUUUGAUUGUCACCAGUAAUGGAACAGGAGAUCAAAGGGUACAAAGAGCAUUAGGCUAGUCCUUUCUAGUGGCUUGUAAUAUGUCUAACUAGUGUAGGAUAGGUUACUUAUAGUAACAAAGAGCAUAAUGUUGAAAUUAAGACUAGAAAAAAUAGUGGUUGUUCUGCUUGCUCUUGAAGAAAAGGAUGAAGAGCUCAGUCUGAAUUGGAGGAUGAAGGCACUAGUGGUGUGGCUGAGGGCCAUCUUUCAGAGCUUAAGUUCCAGAUGUUUUUAGAUGGAUCCUGAAGAUGUAGUGAUGAAAAAAUGUAUACAAGACGAGUUCAGCAGUUCAACAUUCCUCUCAAUACCAUCGUGCUCCAUUAUGAGCACUGUCUCAAGAGUUUUGCAUGGCAUGUUUGAUUUAGUGGUCAGAGCAAGUCAAUUGUUUGUCAUAAACCACCACAGAGGCUGUUCCCACCUGGUAUUAACAACCGUCCUGACAAAUCACACAACAAGUGGACAGCUGUCAAUCCCUUAGUACACACCUGGUACUAACAUGUGUCUCCAAAUACAUCUCACCUGCCCACUUGUGUUCUGAUCUCACUUUCCUGCUCUACAUGCAAAUAAACACAAAAGAGAGAGAGAGAGAGAGAGAGAGAGAGAGAGAGAGAGAGAGAUAGUCCUCCCACACAAAACAUAUAAAAUAAAAUGGCUCUUAACAGGCAACAGGUCUAUAACAAAAGGGGUCACCCUCGCACACUCCAGCCUCAUUUUAAUGUGGCUGUCAAUCACUGAGGACGAGUUUCACAUCUGUUACAGGCUCAACUCAAUCACAUUCAGGCUCAGAUUAUUGAAUUAUUCCAGCUGAAUUAUUCCAGGGUCUGAGAGGGUUCUCGCUUAGGUGGAUAAAUUGACCUGUAAUAUUUCUUUGGUAUUCCUGUAAUAACUGCAACGCCACAUACACACGGCUGCAACUGCUAUAUAUAUAUAUAUAAUAUUUCUGUAGUAUUCCUACAGUAACUCUCGCGUCUAGCACUAGAAAUAAUGUGUUGAAUUGUGCCAGGCCAUGAAAUUUAAGAACUGCCGCCACUUCUAAAUUUUAUAUGGAAGAAAAAAAAACUGCAUACUGUUAAUACAUAUUUUAGACACCCCCCACAUUUCUUGCAUCAUGUCUUUAGGGGAGCUCAUGUCUUAUUAAGGGGAGUUUUUAUUCAUUAACCAGCUGCUUUAUAGCCGACCUGCACUUCAGUUUGCUUUGAACCAAUCAGCUGACAGUGCAGCUGCACUGGGCAGAGUCAGCUCAGAUAUUUUCUCUGUUGGAAAAGUGACAGUCUGGCGUUGGGGGUGUUGGGCUGGACAAGACAGAGGACAUCAAGCUAGUAGGCGGUCCUUCAAUGCGUCCUGGGACACCUGUCUGUUUACAUCUCUAAUGCGAUGUGGACACCAGCGUCCCAGACCACCUCUGAAUUCGUCCUGAGAUCCAAUCACUUAGGAGGUCUUUCUGCUGUUUACAGCUGAACUCAGAGGUGUCAGGCUGUAUCCAGAUUUCUCAGGACGGUUGUUAAGACCAGGUGGGAACAGCCUCUCAGUUUCAGGUAGGUUGAGGUACCUGCCAGGGCAUGAACUGAGCUGGCCUGUCUACACUGCCUCUGAAAAAGCCCUGUUCAUGCUCAAAGGGUGUCUUAAGUGACACCAGCCUUAAAGGAGUAGUUCACCCAUUUUGAAAACUGUGAUAUUAUUUCUGUGUUUGUAAUUGUAUUUGGCCCAUUAAAAACAUCAGGAAACAUCUGGUAACUUUUGCACUUCCUAUAUCAGUCUGUGCCCGAGGAGCAGUGGCAACCACAGAGACAAAAGUAGACUGCUUGAGUUUGGUCUUGUUUUCUUCAUUGAACACGUGCCAAUGUUAGGGGACAAAAGUAACAUCUCUCUCCGGAUACUAAAAGAUAGUUGGCAAGUAAUGUUGUGGCUAGCUUCGUCUUUUACAGAAUGGGUGAACUAUCCCUUUAAACAAAACUAUCAGAGAACCACUAUGUGUCAGACCUUGCAGCCCAUUCCUAACUGAAUAAUCUGUUAUGUUUCAAUGCAUUGAUAGUUGGUUGGUUCUCUCUGUUAUAUAAGUGACGAGGGCAUGGAAAAGCCACCACAGCUGCUAGUAAAUGUUCCUCCAUAUCACAUGUGCAACUUGUUCAGCAUUCCAACCAGCUGUGGGCGACAUUGUGUUGGAGACGACGUUCAUAGGUAACAGAUUCAGUUGAGAAUAAAGGAAUUAAGGUGAUGAGUUGUGUGUACUGUUCUGAAGAAAUAAAUAUGAAUGGGAUUUUGAAAUUGCAGUAGUCAAUACUGUGAUUUGUUUUUGUUCCGAUUUAUUGUGUAUCACUACUUUCUAUAAUGAUGUAGGUGGGCAUUAGUGAUGUGAGCAGGGAAUGGGCAAAAUGUACUAGGAUAACACAGUGGGACAUAAGGAGAGAGGAAGAGCCUCAGAAGCUUGCCUGUGUAUCAGCGUCUUGACUUUGUAAAGUCCAAGCUAACUCUGACCCUCAGACACAUAUAUCAGUGCUCCUUGUCAAUAUUACUCUCAACUACACUCAUCAGUGGCUUUACUAAGGGACUGGAUUACUGGCACUCUAACUAUUUUUUAUAAUUAGAUUCCAACAGGUUGUAAUCAUAUUUAUGACAAUGUUGACUUACUACCUAUAAUACACAUUAUUAUUAUUAUUAUUAUUAUUAUUAUUGUGGUUAUUAUUUAAGAAUAACUGGUCUACUUGAGGAGAAUGUUCUGUUGCUCACUUGAUUUUAGUCAAUUCAGUGUUUGAUGCUAUUUUUUAUUUCAUGGAGAGCAUUUUGUAGUGUUUUCUGCAGUUUGCCAUUUUUUUUUUUUUUUUUUUUUUUUU
Messenger RNA from Myripristis murdjan (pinecone soldierfish), 5732 nucleotides. It is a transcript of the gene rasgrp3, whose product is annotated as RAS guanyl releasing protein 3 (calcium and DAG-regulated). The coding region runs from base 162 to 2282 and encodes 706 amino acids. The transcript is spliced from 17 exons. Gene Ontology annotation, cellular component: plasma membrane. Gene Ontology annotation, molecular function: calcium ion binding; guanyl-nucleotide exchange factor activity. The record is from RefSeq and is a predicted model, not a curated record. NCBI's taxonomy places the organism in Eukaryota, Metazoa, Chordata, Actinopteri, Holocentriformes, Holocentridae. Gene Ontology annotation, biological process: Ras protein signal transduction.